Molecule: messenger RNA, 3080 nt
Organism: Thamnophis elegans (Western terrestrial garter snake)
Lineage: Eukaryota; Metazoa; Chordata; Lepidosauria; Squamata; Natricidae
Gene: RERG
Product: RAS like estrogen regulated growth inhibitor
Exons: 5
Coding region: 321-920 (199 amino acids)
Molecular function (GO): GTPase activity; GTP binding
Source: RefSeq, a predicted model, not a curated record
UCUCUCUCUCUCUCUCUCUCUCUCUCUCUCUCUCUGCGGUACUUUCUCUAAAGGUCGCUGCAGGGGUGGUGAGUGGGCGGCCGGGCGGCCGGCGUUGCCUCUCCCGCCAGAUCCUCUGCGCAGUUGGCAUCUUCUGGUCCAGGAGCCGAGAAAAAGCGGACGCCUCGGCGAAUCGCGGGGCUGCCCGGGACUUCUGGCGAGCUCUCCUUGGAAAACACAAUGAUACGAUGAGGUGGAAGGCUGGGCUGGGAAAGUCAUCCUUUGCAUCAGUUCGGACACAGCAGUGACGAAGCCACCAGCCUGUGGUGUGUCCCCUUGCCAUGGCUAAGAGCGCAGAGGUAAAACUGGCCAUCUUUGGCCGAGCUGGAGUAGGAAAGUCAGCUCUCGUUGUACGUUUUCUGACCAAACGGUUCAUAUGGGAGUAUGACCCCACUCUUGAGUCCACUUAUCGUCAUCAAGCCACCAUUGAUGAUGAAGUUGUUUCCAUGGAAAUACUGGAUACAGCUGGGCAGGAGGAUGUUAUUCAGAAGGAAGGGCACGUACGAUGGGGUGAAGGAUUUGUGCUGGUGUAUGACAUCACAGAUAGAGGCAGCUUUGAAGAAGUCCUUCCCCUAAAGAACUUGUUGGAUGAAGUCAAAAAACCCAAGAACGUUACUUUGAUUCUAGUGGGGAACAAAGCAGACUUGGAUCACUCCAGGCAGGUCAGCACUGAGGAAGGGGAAAAGCUGGCCACCGAACUAGCUUGCGCCUUUUACGAAUGCUCUGCAUGUACAGGAGAAGGCAACAUUAUGGAAGCUUUUUAUGAGCUUUGCCGGGAAGUGCGACGCCGGAAAAUGGUUCAAGGCAAGACUCGGAGGCGAAGUUCCACUACUCAUGUGAAGCAAGCAAUUAACAAGAUGCUUACCAAAAUCAGCAGCUAAAAUAUCUUCUUUUUCCCAUUCAAAAGAAGUGCAUUUUGCAAGAAGAAAGGACGGAAGGCUUAACUGUGUUUGUCAAUAGGAUGGUCAAAGCUUUGCAUUUAUUAUUACUAUUAUUAUACAAUCACCUCAUUAUUCUUGAAGUUAAGGGAUGCAAAAAAAAGAAGUUUCAGGAAUGGUAAUACAUGCUCUACUACUCCAGUUUUGUUGAUCACCAAAUCAUAUCUUCAAAAAAAAUGUUGAAGAUGUGUCAGAAUGGGUUCAGGAAUUUACCCAUCACUGCUGGUUUUGCAUGCUCACAUGUGGCUAAUACAUGGUGGCUUAUCAUUGUCUAAGGGGAGACUAUCAAAGCUUUAUAGGGUGCAGUAGUUGACUAACUGGUAAGUGCACCACAACAUUCACUUCAUAAUCCCUGGACAUGAGACAUCCAAAGAAAAUGAACAUUGCCACACAACUUCAUCUAGUUCAAGCAUCCAAGCAAGAGAAAAAACAUGUUAAUGAUGGCUGUGUGAAUUGGUGAAUUUCAGUUUCACUUAAUUUUGCCUUUUUUAAACCUUACAUUCAUUUCCUUCUACACCUGCAUUAAUUUGCAAUUUUAAAGAAAAAUGCAUAAAUUUCAGUCACAUUUUUGGAGAAACUUUCCUCAAUAGAUAUAAUUUUAGAUGGCACUUAUAACAAUUUCUGUGCAAGCGAUUUUUUCCCAAUGUUAUUUUUUUUUAAAAGUCAUCUGAUAUUAUAAAUACUUGAUAUGUAUUUUUAAGUUGAAACCUAUAGUAUAUUUGUAAGAAUGGAUUUGGGGAAGCGUGAAUUUUACAACUGCCAUCACUAUUUAGAGCACUGGUAAAAAAAAAUGAACAUAAGUCCCAAUGAAGGCAAUAUUCUUUUGAUAGGCCUAUCUUCUAAUUCUGAACACGUUUUUUUUAAAAAAAACCUAAAAUGUAAAAUAUAUGUAUGAAAAUGAAAUAAUGCUUUACCUAGCAACUUUUCUCCAAUAGGAAAAUGCAACCAACUGGGGUUUUUUAAACAGUUGUGUACACUUUAUGAUUCUUCAUACUAAGCAAAGAUCCUGGCUGAGUUCACAAGGCACGCAUACCCUUGGUUAACUUAACUGUGAUUUCACUAAUUUCUAGAACUUGAAAGGGGCCAUUGAUUUCAUUGGGCCAAUUUUACCCUACCCAAAUGAAAGUAUGAUGGUUUAUGUUCUGCUUGAACACAUUGGAAAAAGAUCUCAUUGUCGCUGUGGACUAUAAACUUAAUUUGAUUUAUUAAUCCAGUUUUCUGGGGUUGCUUGAUGUUGAACCACAAACUAUACUGCCCCAGAAUUGCUAGCCUAACAUCUACUCAAGUAGAUCACAGUGCAGUAUGCUAUGCACAUUCAACACAUUCUAAGUGAAUUCUAGGCAAGGUACAAAAUCUGUUUCAUAGAAUUGUUUUUGCAUUGCCUCUUCAAAUCUUUCUUUGCCCAUAAAAAUCCAUUGGUUGCUCUUUAGCUGUUCUUUUCCCCCUGCCUCAUUCCAAUGAAUCUUGCCAGGUUGUUGUAAGCUUGCAAGAGGUAACUGAUUGGAAAGAAAUUUUGAAGGAUUGUGGAAGAAAAGUGACUGCUUUUAAUAGUCUGUUUCUUAUGUUCAGAUCUCCUUGUAUGCUGCAGCAAAAGGGAAAUAUUUCUAUCUCUCCUUUUGCCUGAUUUGCUAAUUCUUGUGUUUUUAAAUGAUGUGACAUGAGGGUACUGUAAUGUAAUAGAAAAAUAUGACAGUCGCCGAUGCUUUUUGGAGGGGGGUGGAGGUACAGACAGUACCAGAUGAGUGACAUUUGAACCAAUACAAUCCAUUACCUUUCAUGAUUAGGCAUCACAAGAAUGGUGGCAGGCAGCCAAAUGGGAAAUGACUUGGAACCCCUGUUAUCUUUCAUUUGUGCUGUAAUGAUUAUUCUCCAUGUUAUUUUUCUUUUAUUGGUUUGGGGGAUGAGGGCUAUUGAGCAAGCAUUCGUUUCUUGAACGUCUUUGCAUUGAUGGGAAGGGAAACCUAGGCUUUCCUCACAGAAAGAUGUGAAGGCUUUGAGGCUGACUUGGCUUUUAAUGGCUUAAGCUUUGAACAUUGCAUCUUUAAGGGAAAACAUUUGUAAACUAGAGGGGCUUGAAUAGAACCAAAGUUCUUGGGCAUUUGA